Molecule: messenger RNA, 3364 nt
Organism: Stegostoma tigrinum
Lineage: Eukaryota; Metazoa; Chordata; Chondrichthyes; Orectolobiformes; Stegostomatidae
Gene: mtres1
Product: mitochondrial transcription rescue factor 1
Exons: 6
Coding region: 386-1096 (236 amino acids)
Source: RefSeq, a predicted model, not a curated record
AUCUUGUUUGCUUUGUGCUGCUGUGUAGGCGUCGUGUAGUUGAGGACAUCCUCCUGUUGAAGACAUGGAUGACCUGUUCAUCUUCGUGCCUUAGAGCAUGCCUUGGGAUAUACAGCUGUCAUCCAUUAAGCUCAGAUAAUCCAGUCAAUGCAGCUCCACUGACUCCAGUGGGCAAACAUGCCGGCAUUCCCUGUAUACAGUAUUCCUGGUAUACUUUCAUGUCCAGCUCUCUCUGAAGCAAUGCAGUGGCAGUGUGGUACUGCUGAUUGGAGCAGGGCAGACAGACUUCAUCUGUGAACACGUGCGAGGAUGGAUUUACAGCGAGAGUCCCGGGGAGGCGGUUCAGUUGCCAGCACCGCACAUUGAAGCAGAGGGAGUCAGUGCCAUGAUGCAACAGCCUUGGCUCAAUCACAGCAUCUGCAAAGCCAGCACUUCUCUUAGAUCCACGCAGUGUGUUGUUGCUAUGGUAACAUCUCAUCAUUUCAGAUGCUCAUCAGAAGGCAACAUGAACUGCUUGAUUUCUCCAGCACGCGUUCUGAAGAGCUUAAGCACCUGUAGGAUCUUUUGGAUAAAGUAUGCAUCACCUGAGCUGUGUGAAGCCUGGAAUGUGAGAGCAGCCCAAAGGAAUUGCUGUCUGAAAUUCGACACCGUUGAGCCAAAAUCUAAAAGACUCUGUGAGCUGCCAGCACUGCAGCAUAAAGCCCUGCUUGUAUGUGUAAGAUACAAAAGCAGCAAAAGCUCAAAGAAGGCUAGAAGACGGAUGUUACACGAGGAGUCGGAUGAAGAAGAGGAUGAUCCCGAGAAAAGUGACUAUGAGGACGAAUCAGAGGAGGAAGAUGAUGACAUCCAGCCGAAAGCUUACAAAGACCUUGAGAAAGUAGUAUCAUCUUUCAGAUUCGACCUCAUCAUGAAAGCUGGUCUGGAUAUAGCGAGGAACAAGGUGGAAGAUUCCUUUUAUAGCAACAAACUGCGACUGAAUGGAGAGAAGUUACUGAAGAAAAGUAAAGUGAAAAUUCCGAAUGCUAGCCACCCGCUGUGCAAGAAAAGGAUAUUUCAGGGCAUACACUUUCGUCCUUUUGUCAACAUAAAUUUGUGAGCUUCACCCCCAGCUCUAUUUCUCUCUUAUAAUAUUAUUUUUAACACUGUUUUGUCAUACAUGAAGAUUCCUAUCAGGUUGCUCCAUAAUCUCCAUACUCUUGUGAAAACCAACCCUAUUCUCUUGCACCUCUCUUUGUAACUCUGACCCCUGGUGAUGAACCACAGUGAUCUUUAACAUGAUAAAACGAUCGGGUAUUGGUAGCGGUCAGGUGAGUUGGGCUUCUACUGCACUUAACAUCUGACCUAGCCCCACCAUGCAGUAUUACUGCAAUUUACACAUUAUCAACCUCUAGAAAAAUUUUUGACCAACAGCAGACAGCCACAGUGCAUUGGCAGCUAUUUCAAUACAUUUCUAUUAAGUUGAUGAAUGCCUGGACUAAACUAACAGGAAAAUGUUGUAGGAGUUUUCAGCUGCAGUCAUUUCUCGACCAUUCGAUACUGUGUUGUCUGUCAGUGAUGCAAUUGUCAACUCCUGCCUGCUGAUACUGUCUGCUAGUCGGAACACGGUCAAGAGCGGCAGGGGCAGUUUCUCCCAGGGAGCUUGUCUCCUGUGCUCUAGGCCAGAAGCCAGCCUUCUGUCAGUCAGCCAGCAGCUCUCCAAGGCACUGUGCUGUGUGGGGAAGCCUGGAUGCCUGACAUUCUAGGCUACAGUGCACUGAAGUGUCUGUGCCCUAGUUCAGCAUUUUACAGGCACUUAUUGUACUGAUAAAAGCAAGUGUACUAUGUGCCAUAAUUAUUAACUUUUUUUGUUAACUGCAGGGCUUCUAUUGAAGUCAAGUGAAUUCAGUUCUUCAGUUGAAAGCAUUCCUCGGGCUCUAAUUAGAAUGAUCUAAUUCUGCUAGUAUAGCAAGGAUUUGAAUUUCCAUCUCAAACUCCCCCGGGAAACCUAGCUAAUCCUUCCGAGACCACAGUGCAACUGUGCUCCGGUUAGUCUCUCCUGAUUUACUCGAUGUUUCAGGCACUGUUUAAUUUCCCCUUGGUUCAUAUUGUUAAAUACCAGAUAGCAGGCACUGACUGCAGGGCAGCACUCUAACAUGUGACAUGGAGGCAGUGUCAUAUUCUUCAGCAGUACUGAGUCAGUAAUCUCAUGGUGGGCUUCAAGUAACUAAACAAAUGAGGAUAAAUCUUGUAAGGUUUUAGUACCUUUCCUGGAACUCUGAUGUUACAGCAUUGAAAUUACUUUGGUAUCAUUCAAAAUGUGUACCCAUUCCUUCCCCCAUCAUGUUUGGUGGCUUUCAGUUCUGUCACAAUUGUAACUACAUUUAAGCAAGUUUCUUGCACUGCAUCUUGUGCAAGAUUCUUCCCAGCAAAGCAUUUAAACUCAUUUAGUUGCCUGCAGAAACUCAUCAACAAGACCGCACCUGAAGACUAUACAGUGGUCCUUGACAUUCUGGGAGUUAGAGACCAUGUGAGGAGCAGUUUCACCUGACAAUGGGUCAGAAAGUGAACCAGAUCUCUGCUGCUGUAGGAUUCUGUCAUGUUUUCAACCCGAGACAGAAAUUCCAGGCAGGGUUCCAUGCACUUUAAGAAUAUUUGACUCUUUUCUUCAGCCAUUUGCAAAUGAGAAAUUCCAAAAAACUGCUUUAUGGAACAGGAAUCAAAAUGUCUGUUUCUACCCUCUACUGUACCUUUGAAAUAACACUUUAAAAAAUCUUAAUAAGUCCUGUAAUUCACCCAAGUGUAGAUUUCAGUAAUAAAGAGCAAUUGCACCUUGUUGCCAUAAAGUGCCAGGCAUAAUUCAUUGUGCCGUGAACCUAAUAAGAUGUCAUGUCCUCUGACCAAAGAUUGUGGAGCAAACAUGAGUAAAUGGGUCUCAGAUACAGGUUAAAUGCGAUCUGAUAGAAUCAGCUUGGAGGGCUGAAUGGUAUUCUUCUGUAACCUAGGAAUGAUCUGCGAGAUGUAAACGUCUAAUGUGCCUCUGGCAAACUCCAGACACCAUGCUUUGUUUCUUCGUGAAGCCUUUAUUUUUAAAACAACAGAAAGCUAAUCAAUCUGGAGCCUAAAGAUAACCAGUACUUCCAACUGUUCCCAACAGAUUUUUCAGUCUUCGCUAUUAAGAGCAGUAACUUUAAAAAAGCUGCAGAACUUUUGUGAUCAGUGAUAUAUUUUGCAUAAUUAUGGGCUGCAUUUUCUUGAUACAGUGGAGUUGGUUGUAUAGUGAGAUACUACGUAUUAGCUAAUUAUUAUUACAACUGCAAACAGUGCAGUGCUAACGAAGUGUAACAUACAGUAGUGAACACAGUAUCAAGGUAUUAUGGUUCCUUAC